Anguilla rostrata (American eel) is the source of this 6782-nucleotide messenger RNA. Its product is annotated as muscleblind-like protein 1. The transcript is spliced from 12 exons. Bases 828 to 2048 code for a protein of 406 amino acids. The record is from RefSeq and is a predicted model, not a curated record. Gene Ontology annotation, molecular function: RNA binding; metal ion binding. Gene Ontology annotation, cellular component: nucleus. NCBI's taxonomy places the organism in Eukaryota, Metazoa, Chordata, Actinopteri, Anguilliformes, Anguillidae. Gene Ontology annotation, biological process: regulation of RNA splicing.
GAGACGGCAGACCGGACGGACUGAAACGCAGACGGGACAGACACACGCAGGACGGACAGACGGACGGACGCUCCCGCUCUUUUCCCCCCUCCCCCCCUGACGAUGACCCGCCCGGAGCGGGGAGCCGAGCCGCCAGCGCGCCCCGUCCUCGUCGUCGCCGCACGCUCACGCCCGCACGCGCUCGCGAGCACACGGACGCACACGCACACGCACACGCGCACACCCUGUGGAGAACGAUGUGAGAGAGGUUGGUACUGAGGAAGUGCCUUUGCUAAGGUUUGCUGCUGCCGCGCCGCUUGGAACCCGCUUCCAGAACAUUCUCCGCCGCUUGCCCUGCUUCCCGCCGACCCGCCGGCGAAGACGGCCCUCACCUGAGCCCCUGCGUACCUGUACACGCCCACCCCCACCGCCGCAGCGCCGAGCUCCGCCCCCCACGCGGCCAGCCCUGUCACUCAGAAAGAGGAUUGUUCCGGAUUCCUUCUCUCCCCCUCCAGCCGGUGAGCGGGCAGCUGUCUCUCCGGAGCUCUGGUUCUGCUCCUGGUUCUGCUCCUGGUUCUGCUCCCGGGUCAGUCGGGUUUGAGGCGAGUCGCCGGAGGAGGUUCCCCACCCCAGUCGAACCGCGGAACCCGAUUCGCCGCCGUCUCCAAGGAGACAGAGACACGUGACGACCUUCGGUGACGAACGCGCCAGACGACCAAAGCAGAGGCUCCGCCCCGUUCGCCUGGAUUUACGCAGCCUUCGCUCUCGAAUCCACGCGUUCGCCCGCCGCUGCACCCCCCCCGCCGCACCCCCGCCCCCCCCACACCGCCGCCCUCGCUCGCGUCGCCAUGGCGUCGAACAUGGCGCACAUGCGGGACACCAAGUGGCUGACGCUGGAGGUGUGCAGGGAGUUCCAGCGGGGCACCUGCUCCCGCUCCGAUGUGGAAUGUAAAUUCGCGCACCCCGCCAAGAGCUGCCAGGUGGACAACGGGAGGGUCAUCGCCUGCUUCGACUCCCUGAAGGGUCGCUGUUCCAGAGAGAACUGCAAGUAUCUGCAUCCUCCUCCACACUUGAAGACUCAGCUGGAGAUAAACGGGCGUAAUAACCUGAUCCAGCAGAAGAACAUGGCAAUGCUGGCCCAGCAGAUGCAGCUCGCCAACGCCAUAAUGCCCGGGACACAGCUGCAGCCCAUGCCCAUGUUCUCGGUCGCGCCCAGCCUGGCCAGCAGCCCCAGCGCUGGGGCCUUCAGCCCCUACCUGGGCCCCAUGUCGCCCAGCCUGAUGCAGGCCGAAAUGAUGCCCAGCGGCCCCAUGCUGGUCACCGGUAGCCCUCCCAUGCCCAACACUGCCGCCUCCGCCCACCAGAAGCUCAUGAGGACAGACCGGCUGGAGGUGUGCCGGGAGUACCAGCGGGGGAACUGUUCCCGGGGCGAGACAGACUGCCGCUUUGCCCACCCGGCCGACAGCACCAUGAUCGACACCAACGACAACACGGUGACGGUGUGCAUGGACUACAUCAAGGGCCGCUGCUCCAGGGACAAGUGCAAGUACUUCCACCCGCCCGCCCACCUGCAGGCCAAGAUCAAGGCCACCCAGCACCAGCUCAACCAGGCUGCAGCAGCGGCCGCCAUGACUCAGUCGGCUGUCAAAUCACUGAAGCGACCCCUCGAGGCAACCUUUGACCUGGGAAUGCCGCCUACGGUCUUACCGCCGUUACCAAAGAGACCUGUGCUUGAAAAAACCAAUGGUGCCACGCCCUUGUUUAACACUGGAAUGUUCCAGUACCAACAGGCCCUUGCCAACAUGCAGUUUCAACAGCACACUGCCUUUAUACCAUCAGGCUCAAUAUUGUGCAUGACGCCCGCAGCAAGUGUUGUUCCCAUGAUGCACGGUGCUACGCCAGCCACUGUGUCCGCAGCAACCUCGUCUGCCACAAGUGUUCCCUUCGCAACCGCCACAGCCAAUCAGGACUCUCCCUUAUCAAAGUUGGCUACCCACGAAUACAUGCACUUGAUUCCAAUAAUAUCUGCCGAUCAUCUGAAUAGUCAUAAGUACCUGACUCAGAUGUAGGAGUUCUGUCAGAACAAUCACUUGACAAUGUAUGGUUGCCUGAUGGGGAAGAUGGAUUGAACGUGGAGAACAUUGUGGGAUUGGACACGAAUAAAGUAAAAAAAGAAAAAAGCAAGUCGAACCCCCCCCCCCAACUCCCCGCACCUCGUCAGCUGGUGUCCCAUCCCACCUCAUACAUGCAAACACAUGCAAACAUCGGGGGGGGGGGGUGGAUGGCAGGCGGAGGGAGUUUGUAGGCCACACACGCCACCUUUACAUGAUCUGUACAAGCCACCCAUACACGUGUCGUCUCCAGGCCAACCCUAUGGCUGAAAAAAAGCAUGUUGUUUACAUGGUGGUCAGCCUUUCUGUUAGCUGUGGGUGGCACACGUGCACACACACACACACACAUGCACACACAUGUGCUCACACAUACACACGUGCACACACACACAUGUGCGCACACACACACACACACACACAGGCACACACACACACACACACACAUGUGCACACACACACACACACACACACAUACGUACACACGUGCACACACACUCACACACACACACAGGCACACACAUGUGCACACACACACACACACAAGAAAAAUGUACUUAAAAGUCCUCUGCCGUGCCGUAUGCAGCGUGCCAGGCUUGGCUGUGGUGUUGCUGCACCUACAUGUACACAGUGUUGGUACGUCAUUAGACUGAGAGCUACUUCUCUCUCUCUCUCUUUUCUUUUUUUUCGUUUUAAUUUGUUGAGUUUUAAUGGUUUACAAAAUAACACAGAUGCACCUUGUGUUUAGAUUAAAAAAAAUAAAAAAAAAACCUGACAAAGUAUAAAAAAAAUAAAAUAAAGAAAAAAUAAUACAAAAAAAAAACAAAAAAAAAACCUAGAGCCAUAUUAGAUAAAAACCAUCACACAGGCACAGUAUUCUAAACUAGAUCUGGUGUGCUAGAUUGUAAACAGAGGCAAAAAGACAGAUGAAUGUUCUUUUUUUAAUUUUUUUUUUUAACUUUUUUGGUCACACACACACACACACACACGAUUUUUAAAAAGCACAUCUGAGUUUUUACUGACCACGCUGUUGGCUUCACACAUCGAAGUGCCAUAGACUAUACAUCCAAGAGAAAUAUAUCGUGAUAUGUAUCGUGAUAAGUCAGAGAGUGUUAUUCCUGCAGUGUUAUUUCGUUUACCCUCAACCGACAGGUUUCUCACUUUUUGUUUUGUCAUUUUUGUACAUUUCUCUCUCUCUCUCUCUCUCUAUUUUGUGUUAGUUCCAUUAUGAUUAUUAUUAUUAUUUUUAUUAUCAUUUUUCUCUUUCCGCGCCUGUGAUUUUUUUUUGGCGGGAUCCCUGUCACGUUGUCACACAGAAUUUUCUCUUCAGUUUGAGGUCAGAAAAGCAGCACGUCCUUUUUUCCCGCCUUUUUUCCCCCACUGUUCUUUCGGUUUUCCCUCACCCCCAUACACCCCCCACCCAUUUUUUCUUUUUUUUUUUGGCGUGCUGGGCGUGGCUUUGCCCUUUUGUCAGUCCUGUGCGAAGGAGAAGUCCCCGGACUCUAAACGUUGUGCUUGAAAAACUCCCUGGAGCUCGAAGCUCCACUUCAUUGCAGUCCUGCUGCAGCCAGUGGGACUCUAAAAAGCUAAAAAACAGAAAUAAAUAAAUAAAAAAAGACGCUCUUUCCAAAAAAAUUAAUAAAUAAAAACCAUAAACCAAAACAGAGUCAGGGGCAAGGUGCAAAGGAUGGGAUGUGUAUCUCUUUAAAAAAAAAAUUUAAUAUGUGAUUUUAUUUUGGUGAUUAUAUUAGUAUUGUUUUAUUGUUGUUAUUUUUUAAGGAGUACAUGUGUAAAAAAAGGCCUGAGACGGCCUUUUCAAAAUGAAUACAGGAAAAAAAAAAAAAAAAAAAAGUAUACUUUUUUAAAAAUAGAUGUGUGUUCUGUAAUUAUAAGUUCUGCCAAAGGUGUUUUUUUUUUUGUCUUUUUUUGUAAGGAUUGUUUGAUUGACAGGCUGGGGUUGGAUAGCGGAGCUGUUGUUGGUUGGUCUGCUGAUGAAUGGCCAAAUUCCAGAGGGUUUCGUGUAAGGAAGUGGGAGAGAUUCUGUUCUAGAACCCUCUGCACUUCCCCAAAUGCACUAUGGGUAGCUCAGUUUGACUCUGAUGCUUGCCCUACAAAAGAAGUCAUAUAGGUUCAAAUAUAAAAUCCAAAAUGUAACUCGCCUUUUUAAUUGUGUCAAAAUAGACAGCACAUAUUUAGUGAUAUGUUAUUGCCACAAGCCUACAUUUAUACAUAUAUAUAUUUUUUAUUUUAUGCAUGUAUUGCACAAAUAUAGAAUAAAAUCAAAUAUACGGUGAUUGCACAGUGUAUGCAUACGAUUGUGAAUAUCAAAGUGGCAAAUCGUUUUGCGUGCCAUGUUUUGACACGCAUUAAAAAAAAGAUAUUCCUUAUAUUUUGGAUUUCAUGUUUUGUUAUCUAUUGCCAUAUUUUACUUUUUUCUUAGGGUGUUUGUGGUGCAGGGAUGAGGUGUACAUUUACAGAUUUUGUUCUGUACCACUGUUAAAGCCUUAGAUUUCAACAUGGGUUCAGUCCAUGUCAUUUCAAUCAUGACGUGAGUGUGGGUGACAAAAUGUCUGAACGUUUUAUCACAGGUCUUACUCAGAAAUGUGUCUUUUAUUUUCCUUGUCAUCGCAUUUAUUGUUUUUUUUUCUGUUUUACCUGUCUCUCUCAUUUCAUUUGAAAAUAUUUUAUGUAUCGCCAUGGUUGGUUGUAAUAUCUAGUGGUUUUUAGUCUUACUGUGUUUUACUUAAUAUGAUCGUAUGACAUUUAUAGAUUACAAAGUAUAUAGACCCCCCCCCCCCAUAUUCAUAGUUCUGGAUUUAUUUCUAGUGUGGGUUUAAGUAUUCCUCUUGUUACUGUUCAUUAAGGGUUUUAUUUGUAGUGAAAUGUAUGUUUGUCUCACAUUGUUCCUGUCUGUUGAAAUUCUUAGAACAAAAGCUCAUUUAUAUUGAUAUAUCUUACAACUAGGAAAGAGAGAGGUCUAAUUGUUGCUGUAGCAACAAGUCUGGCUGACAAUUGAAUAUUUCAACUUUUUUUAAAAACUUGUCACUAUUAUGGGAUAAAAUAUAGAUAACACUGUUAAAAAAAUCAAAGUUAUCAGAGUAUAAAAGUUAUUUUCUACUGUAUCCAUUAAAGAAAUAAUCUAUUGCUUACAUAUUUCUGAAAUCCCUGGAUGCAGGCUUGUUAAAAAGAAAAUUUAAAAACGGCGUCAUCGGCGACUCUGGGGCUUUUAAAGUAAACCUACGCUGAACGGAGGCGACCGAGCGCCGGUUGUGCUGCGAACGAGUCAGACGAAGGGACGAAGGUUGACUUUUUGCACUUCUGUAUAUAGUGAAAAAGAGAGAUUAAAAGUGUAUAAUAUUGAGAUCUUAUUUUGAAUAAAAAAAAGUCUAUAUAUGGAAUUUUGCUAGGUUAAUUUAAAAAUAAAUUAAAAUUAAAAGUCCUGCUCAAACAGAAUUGCUUGCAGACGCGUCGCAGGGUUGAUCUGCUCCUUUCAGAAAAGGCGAACACGUUCCUCUUGCUUUUGUGACAGUGGCUUAUUAUUCGCCAGGAAUCCUCCAGCAUAUUAGAAACUGCACUCGUAAAUUUUGACCCAACAGGGUUCCCUUACCUGGAGUAGCCAGAACGCCGCAAACGUUUCGCGAAUUGGCUGGUGGGAGACUGAGUCCGGUACUGGUCGAACGCUUUUUUAAUGUUUCACGCCGUUGACUUGACCUCCCUUUAUGCGCUCCGUCACCCACUUUGUGAUGUUGUUUCAUUUGAAUGCAUCCCUGCUAUAGCACAGCUGUUGCGGUGCUACACUCUGAUGGGCCCAGCCGUAGCAUACAAGUUUUUUUUCUCUCCAUCAUUUAUUGCAUAGCCUGCAUACAGACAUUUAUUUGCAUGUUAUAAAACAAAAAACAACACAUUAAAUGAAAUACCACGUGUUAUACCACAGUAAAUAUUUAAGGUAAACAUCAUAAUAUCAGUAUAAUGGGCUUAGAAAUAGGUUUAAAAUAAAAUAAACAUUGGUUUUUUAUCAUCCCUUAGGGGAAAUGAAGUCUAUUUUUCGUGUUUCAAGGCACUCUCAAUGCGAUCGACUCUGAUUUGCCAAACACCUGCAUGUGACGCGUCAGAGCCGAUCCGAUUAAACUGUGUUGGUGUCGCUUUAAAACCACGACCACAACGAAAAACAACAGAAAAUCCCGAACGCUCCAUUACCCGUAGACUAAUAGGCUAGUAAAGACAGAUAUAGGUGCAUUAUAGGUGCCGAAGUAAAGUAACAAUGUGCCCGUUAUCUGGCUACUGUACUUUCAGCAGAUGAGAUUAGAAAAAAAAUAACAGUGCGUAGUUUCUGCGAAGAAUACAUUACUUGUAUCCUAACGUGUUUCUCGAAAUCCGACAUGCCAAAGCAUCGUUCCCCUCCCCCGACAGAAUCGGCAAAAUUUUUCGGUGGUUUGCUCGGGCCGAAAAAGUUUUCUAGACAAAACCCGAAUUAUCUCCUUUCAUCUGCUGGAAGUACACAACGCCAAGGGGUUUUAAUUCUGUGCAAUCAGAGACUUACAUUUUCGCUUGUAGUUGCUAUAAAAUAAUGUAUUCUGUCUUCAGCUGCAAUUUGUUUUGUGCUAAUUUUAUGAUUACUGCUAUAUUUGAUUCUUGCUGUUAUAAAAAAAACCAAAUAAAACAAAAUAAAAGCGGAUCUGCUCAAAAAAUGUUUAA